AUGUGCGACGAGUUGUGCAACCGCGCGUCAAAGCAGCUGCAUGCGAGCGACACCGUCAUCACGAUGGGCUGCAGCAACACGACGCGGCACUACCUGCUGCGCGCCCUCGCGGCGGGUGUGACGUUCAAAGUCAUCAUUCUCGAGGGCGCGCCGUGGCCAGCCUCCGCGACUCACAAGCUGGCGAGUGAGCUGCGCGGCAUGCAGGCGGAGGUGCAGGUGCUGCCCGACAGCUCCGCCUUCGCGGUGAUGGGGACCUGCACGAAGGUCCUCAUUGGCGUUGAGAACGUACUGGCGAACGGCGGGCUGUUGGCGCCCAUCGGCACGCACCCGCUCUGCAUCGCGGCAAAGCACUUCGCGGUGCCGGUGCUGGUGGCAACGACGACGCUCAAGAUGUCGCCGUACUACCCGCGCGACGUGUACUGCACGAGCCUGGUGAAGAUAUCCCGCACCAGCGCGCAGGAGAUCCCGUGGAACACGUACGGCUCCCCUGGCGACGUGCUGCAGGCGCCCUACGGCGAGAAGGUAGAGAACGUCGGCUGCUUCAUCGUGCACUCGCCGGUGACGGAGUACGUGCCGCCGGAGCUUAUCACGCUGUACGCGACGAAUGAGUCCGAGUACACGCCGUCGCAGAUCCACCGCAUCGUGCGGGAGAACUACAACCCGGAGGACUGA
Molecule: messenger RNA, 672 nt
Organism: Trypanosoma grayi
Lineage: Eukaryota; Euglenozoa; Kinetoplastea; Trypanosomatida; Trypanosomatidae
Product: putative translation initiation factor eif-2b beta subunit
Exons: 1
Coding region: 1-672 (223 amino acids)
Biological process (GO): translational initiation
Cellular component (GO): eukaryotic translation initiation factor 2B complex
Molecular function (GO): guanyl-nucleotide exchange factor activity; translation initiation factor activity
Source: RefSeq, a predicted model, not a curated record